This is a messenger RNA of Prinia subflava (tawny-flanked prinia), 2084 nucleotides long. It is a transcript of the gene P2RX6, whose product is annotated as purinergic receptor P2X 6. The record is from RefSeq and is a predicted model, not a curated record. Bases 1 to 1683 code for a protein of 560 amino acids. Gene Ontology annotation, cellular component: plasma membrane; cell junction; nuclear inner membrane. Gene Ontology annotation, biological process: calcium ion transmembrane transport; response to ATP. Gene Ontology annotation, molecular function: purinergic nucleotide receptor activity; ATP binding; extracellularly ATP-gated monoatomic cation channel activity. NCBI's taxonomy places the organism in Eukaryota, Metazoa, Chordata, Aves, Passeriformes, Cisticolidae. The transcript has 10 exons.
AUGGCUUCCACUGCCAGAGGGCGGGGAUGGAUGGGAUAUUGGGAAAGAAUUGUUCCCUGGGAGGGUGGGCAGGCCCUGGCACAGGGUGCCCAGAGCAGCUGUGGCUGCCCCUGGAUCCCUGGCAAUGCCCAAGGCCAGGCUGGACAGGGCUUGGAGCAGCCUGAGGCCGCCAUGGCAGCGCGGGCGGGGCUGUGGGGGCGGUCACGGGGGGCGGGGCCGGGCUGUGGCGGGGAGCGCGGGCAGUGCCGGGGCCGCGGGUCCUGCGGCUGCCCUUCCCUGCCGGGGCCGCUGUCCGUACCGUGCCCGCCUUUCCCUCCCCUGUCCGCCCUUCCCUGCCGGGGCCGCUGUCCGUACUGUGCCUGCCUUUCCCUCCCCUGUCCGCCCUUCUCUGCCGGGGCCGCUGUCCGUACCGUGCCCGUCUUUCCCUCCCCUGUCCGCCCUUCCCUCCCGGUGCCGCUGUCCGCACCGUGCCCCUCUUUCCCAUUAGUGCCGCUCCCCCCGCCCUGUUCCCCCUUUCCCCCCCGGUGCCGCCAUGCCGGACCCAACUUGCGGGACUCUGCUCGACUACAAGACUGCCAAGUACUCGCUGACUCGGAACCGGCGGGUGGGGCUGCUGCACCGGCUGCUGCAGCUGAGCGCGCUUGGCUACCUGCUGGGGUAGGGACCCUGCCCUCGCGGUGGCCGGUCCCUGCUGAGGUAGGGACGUACCGCCAGCCCUCGGGCCCGGCCAGAGGUCCCUCAGAGCCCCCCGCCCCUCCGCAGGUGGGUGCUGCUGCUGCGGAAGGGGUACCAGGAGCGCGACGCGGCCCCGCGUGUUGCCGUCGUCACCAAGGUGAAGGGGGCGGCAGCCGCCGAGGCUGCGGGCCGGCGGCUCUGGGACGCUGCGGAUCUCACCUGGCCCCCGCAGGGAGAAAAUGUGCUUUUCCUGGCGACCCAUUUCAUUGCCACAAUCCAGCAAGCCCAAGGCACCUGCCCCGAGGGAUAAAAACUGGGAAAUGUUUGAUGUUCAAUGCCACCCAUUCCACCUGUGAGAUCUAUGGCUGGUGCCCUGUGGAGAAUGGCACCCUGCCCAGGAAACCUCUUCUGGCUGAAGCAGAGAAUUUCACUAUUUUUAUAAAAAAUACUGUCCACUUCACCAAAUUUAACUUUUCCAAGUGCAACACUUUACAAACCACUGACCCCAGCUAUUUCAAGAGCUGCACAUAUGACCCGGUCUUCAACCCCUCCUGCCCUGUGUUCCGUGUCCGUGACAUGGUGGAGGCAGCUGGAGAGAACUUUGGAGACCUUGCACUGCUGGGGGGAAGCAUCAGAGUUCUUAUCGAGUGGAACUGUGACCUGGACCACUCCACUACCCAGUGCCAGCCACAGUAUUCCUUCAGCCUGCAGGACACAAAGUACAAUUUCAGAACUGCCUCCUACUACUGGGGCUCGCAGCGGCAGCUCUACCGGAACCUGCUGAAGUUCUAUGGGAUCCGCUUCGACCUCUCUGUGCACGGCCAGGCUGGGAAGUUCAGCAUUGUUCCUACUGCCGUGAGCUUCGGCACCAGCAUCGCCUUCUUUGGUGCUGCUACAAUGGUCUGUGACCUGGUUCUGCUCUAUCUGGAUGCAAAGGCUGACCUUUAUUGGAAGGAGAAGUUUGAGGAGGCAAGGCCCCCUAAAGGUAAGCCUGAGGCUUCAGCUUAAGGACAUCAGGAAUGCUCUACCACAAACACCCUUCCCUCCACAGCCACCUCCAAGCAGAUAUGAUGGGGACACAGCUGCAGCCUAAGUGGAAGUGUGUCAGUCCUGGCCCAGGUGGGCACUAUGGGGUUAGGGUCUGCCUUUCCUGGAGAAGCCCUGGCAGCAGCAGUUCUUGGCUCUGGAGCACAAAGCCAUCCCAGGGGCAGCUCCCAGUACUGACAGCUAGUGCCGGAGCAGAGCUGCUUGCAGAGCUGCCCCAGAAGCAGAGCAUGCUGGGGAGGAGCUGGUCCUGCUUGACACAAGAGGCUUAAAGCAUUUUGCAUUUCUCCACAUUCCAAUGACCACGGGCCUCGAUUUCCCUUGAAAAACAGGGAUGCAAUAGAAUAAAGCUGUUCUGGAAGUAG